Molecule: messenger RNA, 4276 nt
Organism: Lagopus leucura (white-tailed ptarmigan)
Lineage: Eukaryota; Metazoa; Chordata; Aves; Galliformes; Phasianidae
Gene: RUFY3
Product: RUN and FYVE domain containing 3
Exons: 19
Coding region: 41-1924 (627 amino acids)
Biological process (GO): regulation of axonogenesis
Cellular component (GO): cytoplasm
Molecular function (GO): metal ion binding
Source: RefSeq, a predicted model, not a curated record
GCUACCCGGGGCCCGACGGCGCCGCGGCCCCUGAGUCAUCAUGUCUGCUCUGACGCCUCAAAGCGACAUGCCAACCCCCACCACCGACAAGAUCACUCAGGCUGCCAUGGAGACCAUCUAUCUUUGCAAAUUCCGAGUGUCCAUGGACGGAGAAUGGCUCUGCUUGCGCGAGCUGGAUGACAUCUCGCUGACCCCCGACCCAGAGCCUACCCAUGAAGAUCCUAAUUAUCUCAUGGCUAAUGAACGCAUGAACCUGAUGAACAUGGCAAAACUGAGUAUCAAGGGGUUGAUCGAAUCAGCACUUAAUCUGGGCAGGACGCUGGACUCUGACUAUGCACCUCUUCAGCAGUUCUUCGUUGUGAUGGAGCAUUGCCUUAAACAUGGCUUGAAAGCUAAAAAGACUUUUCUUGGGCAAAAUAAGUCAUUUUGGGGACCUUUAGAACUAGUAGAAAAACUUGUUCCUGAAGCUGCAGAGAUUACAGCAAGUGUUAAGGAUCUCCCAGGUCUGAAGACACCUGUGGGUAGAGGAAGAGCUUGGCUUCGCCUUGCUCUAAUGCAGAAGAAACUUUCAGAGUACAUGAAAGCCUUGAUUAACAGAAAGGAUCUUCUCAGUGAAUUUUAUGAGCCUAAUGCACUGAUGAUGGAAGAAGAGGGUGCGAUCAUUGCUGGCCUCCUUGUAGGUUUGAAUGUCAUUGAUGCAAACUUCUGCAUGAAGGGAGAAGACCUGGAUUCACAGGUUGGAGUUAUUGAUUUCUCAAUGUAUUUGAAAGAUGGAAACAGCACAAAAGGCAGUGAAGGAGAUGGUCAGAUAACUGCUAUUUUGGACCAGAAGAAUUAUGUAGAAGAACUCAAUAGGCACUUAAGUGCUACAGUAAACAACCUGCAGGCCAAAGUGGACGCCUUAGAAAAGUCCAACACUAAACUGACUGAGGAGCUUGCUGUUGCAAACAACAGGAUUAUUACACUGCAAGAAGAGAUGGAACGAGUUAAAGAAGAAAGUUCUUACAUCUUGGAGUCCAAUCGUAAGGUCGCUAAAGACAGAACUGCAGAUGGACAGGCACUGACUGAGGCACGAAAACAGUUAAAGGAGGAGACUCAGCUGCGGCUGGAUGUGGAAAAGGAACUGGAGGCACAGAUUGGGAUGAGACAGGAGAUGGAGUUAGCCAUGAAGAUGCUGGAGAAAGAUGUCUGCGAGAAGCAAGAUGCACUGGUGGCACUCAGACAGCAACUGGAUGAUCUCAGGGCCCUGAAGCAUGAACUGUCUUUCAAGCUGCAGAGUUCAGACAUGGGAGUGAAACAGAAGAGUGAACUGAAUAGCCGUUUAGAAGAAAAAACAAAUCAGAUGGCUGCUACCAUCAAACAGCUUGAACAAAGAUUGCGGCAGGCGGAGAAAGACCGUCAGUUGGCACAGCAGGACAACCGUCUCUUCAAGCAGGAGUUUGGGGACAAAAUCAACAGCCUCCAGCUAGAAGUGGAAGAGCUCUCCAGGCAGCGGAGCCACCUUGAAAUCGAACUGAAGCGGGAAAGAGAGAGAUGGUCGCACAGUCACCAAAGCAGCCAAGGAAGCAAAAAAGGCCCAAAGAAUUGGUUAAAACCGGAUGGGAAGCUCAAAAUCCAAGAGGAAAACGCCAAACUGAAGCAGCCCCCGAGAGAGGAAAACAGUGUCCUGCCACAUAAGUUACAGAGCAGCACUCAGGAGGAGCAGGAACAGCCAUCAGGACCUGGAAAUGCUCAGAUCUGCCAGCUCUGCCAGGAAGAAAGCAGCCGAAGCAAGAAAAAGAAUAUCUGCAAGAACUGUGGUGGUAUCUUCUGUGAAGCCUGUUCAGCAAACGAGCUGCCCCUCCCAUCCAGUAUUAACCCAGAGCGUGUCUGCAAUCCCUGUCACAAGCAACUCAUCCAGCAGUAUUCCAACAGUCCCUUGUAGGAGGCAGGCUGCAGAGUGUGGUGAGACCAUACAAAUUGUUGUAGCAGGUGAUUGUCUCUGGAGUUGUUCAAGGGGAAUUUGAAGACGCUUACCUGUGUUGUUUGGAGGGGGAAAGCAGCUUUAUGCUGUUUUACUCAAGAGACUGCAAACAGAACACCCUGAGCUUCCCCUCUACAAAAAUCUGCCAGCUCUCUGACCUGGGCUUGUGCUGAGGAGAACUGCUUGAGGAAUGUCACACCAAGUGGCCGUAAGGUGUGAUCAGGCAGCCUUAGGAUGCUGCAAGAACAGAGCCCCCACCCAAGAAAGAGCCAUGUGUCUGUGUGUGCAAGGCAGGAGCGUGUCAAGUGAGGGCAUGCUGCUGCUAAGCAAUGGCUCACUAAAAGCAAAAUGAGAGCAUUUUCUAAUCCUCAUGUCUGGCUGCACUUGAAACACCAUUUCCCCUUUUCCUGCUGUCUUUGACAAUCUGGCUCAACUGUGCUCCUUCAGUGCCAGGAGUCCAGGUAACAAUACCAACGACAACAAAAAAAAGCAUUUUCUGACACUGUUCUUUGAUCCAGUCCUCCAGCAGUAGGCUUGCUAUGCAAAUCAUUAUCAAACAAAGCUGUGAAAUGAUCCUUUAUUUUUAGGGACUUCAGAGAGGGCUAAGAUUUUCUUUUUUGGUGUGUGUGACAUUGGAGAACUGAUCCACACUGAUCCAGCACACAAAUGUUUAAAGGCAUCUCUGACCUUCCUACUGGAGACCCUCACUGUGACUUCGUGACCACAAAAUGGUGGCCAAUCCAAAGAGCUACAGAACCUCUAUCUUGAUGUUCUGGGGGAAUAGGAGUUCCAACGGUUUAGUUACAAAUUACCAUUGCACAAAGAGUUUAAGGCCACGUCUUCGCACCUCUCUCCUUUGUGUACAUAAAAAAGUGAUUUUAAUACAGCUGGUAUUUCACUGGUUUUGCAUUAGAUCAAAAUGAAAGUGAGAUGAACUCAACAGUGCUUUUCACCUUUAAGAUAUCCUGAUGUAAAACAGUUUUAAAAGUUUUCAUACUUUGUGCUCCAUCAAUCUUUGUUGCUGUGACUUCAAGGACACGUUACUCCAAAAAGUAUUGGUGACUUCCUCAUAAAGCACAUAUGCUUCACGUCAGUUUAUUUGGUCUGAUACUGGAAGCCUACAUCAGUCUUCAGGGCCACAGGAUGUUUUGUAAACUAUAGAAAAUUGAUGUAUUUAUAUGUGACAAAGGCAUCUGGCUCUAAGCUACUAUCCCCUAAUAAAAUUUGUGUAAUUCCUCAGAGGAAUUCAUUAGACUGGCUGGAACUGCACUAAAAAGUAUAUCAGAGUUGGGGUUUUUCACAUGGUUGGUGCUAGAGUUAGUUUGUCCCAGAAAUUUUUCUUUCCUAGUUCCUUGCAGGUCUCAGUGUAUUCAGCUGUCCAAGCGCUCCACCUCCCCUCAUUGCCCUUCAUAGACAGAGCACUAAACAAAGGGGAGCAAGCUUCAGAGUUUUCCUUUUUCUGCCCUUUGUGGUAGUUACCUUGCUGCUAUCCUUUAAAGUAGGCAAGAAAUUGUGAGUGGUGUUGAAAUUUGAGAAGCCUAGAAUUCAAGUGUGAGCAAACACUGCUUUCACAGGGUGAGAUGCCAUAGCUAAGGCACAAGAUACCAAAUUUGUAAGUUUUGUGUACACAUUGGUACACGCUUAAGAGAUUGCAAAUUCCUGCAUCCAAAUCCAGAGAGACUCAUUCUGCAGGAGAAAGUCUGACCCAGGCAAUUUCAGUGCUGAAGGAUUUAACUGGAAACCAGGCACUUACUGUGAAGUAACUUUAAUGCUGGUACAUCUGAGCAAUUUCACAGCUCUGAAGUGACAGCUUAUCUGCGACCUCUACAUAACUUCCCACUGUUCAGCAGGAGUGGCUGCUGCAAUUCUUGCUUGAAGUGAAGGCUAAAAUGAUCUUUAUGUCUUUAUUCUUUAUUCUGCUUAUCUUUAAAGCAGAACAGUUCUCGAGCAGGUCCUUUACAGUUACAGUAUGCAAACAGCCCUUUACAGAGGCAGCUGAAAAUCCUUCAAAAUAGGGCUCUGGUUGCUGUAAUUAAAACUGGCAUUUGAAAAGGUGUGAGAUGAUGAUGUCAGCUAUCUGUGUUCACACACAACUCCUUCCUGAUUUCUUUGACUCAGUGAAGGGCUCUGCUUUUAAGUACUGGUUGUUGUGCUUUAUGAUGCUGCAAAUGUUCAAGGCACAUUUGCUCACAUACUGGUGGUAAUGCUGAAUUUUUGGGUUUAUACCUGGACAUUUGGAGUGGGGGGAGCAGAUAGCAGUUUUUCUGAUAUUAAUUUUGUUCCACAUGUAGUAAUAAAAACUUUCUCAUCUGG